Messenger RNA from Tachysurus fulvidraco (yellow catfish), 2242 nucleotides. Its product is annotated as 4-galactosyl-N-acetylglucosaminide 3-alpha-L-fucosyltransferase 9-like. Bases 220 to 1362 code for a protein of 380 amino acids. Gene Ontology annotation, molecular function: alpha-(1->3)-fucosyltransferase activity. The record is from RefSeq and is a predicted model, not a curated record. Gene Ontology annotation, cellular component: membrane. NCBI's taxonomy places the organism in Eukaryota, Metazoa, Chordata, Actinopteri, Siluriformes, Bagridae. The transcript has 3 exons.
AGACAGGGUGGGGUGGCGAGUUUUUGUCUUCUAGCAGAUGAUUAUUACGUGAUGUUCUCAGUCAUUAACAGACAUUUCCAGAUUGCUGAAGAGUUGCAGAAGGCCAGAAAUCAGAAACCUCCUGAACUUCAUAGAGCUACCAUCGACUACGACCUAGAAAAGUAUUGGAACCAUCCGUCCAUCACACCAUUGGUGCACCAUUAUCUCUUCCCUUGAAAUAUGGUACACUUCUACAACCAGUGGUCAGGGAUGAUGAUGAUGAUAUCUACAUCAAAAUUACAACAGUUUUGCCUGAUAGUCACUUGCUGGCUUGCGGGACUCUUCUCUUGCUUGGUGUUUGUUCAGUAUUCCUCAUUUACUUGUGAACCGGAACCCAUUCCUUAUUAUCGAUCUUACAAUAAUGUAAACACCCUUAAUCCCACUCCAGAUCAACAGGAGGAAAAACCCAUCCUGCUGCUGUGGAUGUGGCCUAUGGAAAAGCGGUGGGACUUUAAAGACUGUAAAGCCAUGUACAACAUUGACGGCUGCCAAUUGACCGAUGACAAAAACCUCUAUAACCAAUCAGACGCAGUCCUCGUUUUCCACAAAGGUAUCAAAAGGGACCUGUCCAACCUUCCGCCGUCUCCUCGGCCUCCAUUUCAAAAAUGGAUCUGGCUUCACGUCGAAUCCCCGACCAACACGGCGAGGAUUCCCGGUUUGGAGAAGCUUUUCAACCUCACACUGAGCUACAGACAGGAUGCCGACAUUUCUGUGAGGUAUGACCUCACGGUCAGCAAGAAGCCAAACGAAGACUUUGUGAUCCCAAAGAAGGACAAGCUCCUGUGUUGGUUCGUGUCCAACAUGGCCCUCUAUAGUGGAGUAGGGACCAGGCUGAAGUACUACGACGAGUUAAAGAAGCACAUCAAUGUGACUAUUUUUGGAGGAAUGGUUGGCAAACGCUUGAAAGAUGAAGACUACUACUCCACGAUGGCUAGCUGUAAGUUCUACCUCUCUUUUGAGAACUCCAUCCACAUAGACUACAUCACAGAGAAAAUAAAUGGUCCUCUUUCAGUUGGGACAGUUCCGGUUGUCUUGGGGCCACCGAGAGAAAAUUACGAUCAGUUUACUCCGAGUAAUGCCUUCAUUCACAUCAGUGACUUCCCUGAUGCUGCAUCACUGGCUAAAUAUCUGCUUCAGCUGGACAAAGACGAUGAAGCGUACAAGCGCUAUUUUGACUGGAGAAAACACGUAACAGCGACACCGCAUCUAAUCUUUCCUUAUCAAGAGUUCAUCAUAUACAUCUGUCAUGCCUGUGAAUAUAUUGGAAGGUACAAAGACUAUAGAGCUGCAAAAGACCUCUACAAGUGGUGGUUUUCAUAUUAGGUUUUCAUCUUAGGGACUGGGCUUAGGUUUCUUUAUAAACUGGUUUAUUCCCGAUAACAUGCUCAAAAUAAUUCCUGAUAACGUACAUCCUCAUGAUAGCAAGCGAGUGACUAUUCAUUACAGUGCAUUACAAUAGAAAUAAAACAUAAAUGUCAGUACUGUGUGCAUUAAGUGAAAAGAAUAUUACAUUAUUCUUCAUUAUAGACUAUUUAUUUUUUAGCUUUUAAAACACAGUUUAAACUAAUGCUAUUCAUUAAUACAUAUGAUGGUGAGUAAAAUUUUUUCUUACACUUUUUAUUUCCAAAUAAUUUUUAGACUUUUUUUUACUCAAUGCACUUAAUGACAUUUUUUUAUUCAUAUUUUCUAAAUGUAAAAAAAGAAAAGAAGAAUCAUUAUUCAUAGAUAUUACAAUGACAUAAUAAUUAUGCAUUACUUUAAACAUGAAGAUGCUGAUGAUUUCCAUUUGUAGCACAGCACAAAUGAUCACAUCUUCUUUCAUAAGACAAUGUCGGUCUACACCGAGGUGGUGGAAUAUAACUUAAAAUAAGUUAUUGCCUCUCUCUGAAAUUUUUUACUUAGAUGUUAUUUUUUUCCUGAUUGUUUGAAAAAAAAGAAAAAAAAAUGGUUUGAAGAGAGUUUUAGACUUCUGGUAUCCUUUGAGUGUGCUGACGAACCAGCAUUGAUGUAUUCGCUAACAGUGACGUUAAAGCACUUUUAUAUGUCACUUUGGACGAGUGCAUUUGCCAAUCGGUGUAAAGUUAUAUAAAAAUUCAGAUCUUUAUCAGCAGAAAAAUGCACAGAACAUUAAGUGAUUUGAUUUGGAUAUGGUUUAUUUGAUUUGUCGGCUCAAGUGGCUAACCCAAGAUAAAAGCUGUAGUAA